Onychomys torridus (southern grasshopper mouse) is the source of this 1269-nucleotide messenger RNA. It is a transcript of the gene Dnmt3l, whose product is annotated as DNA methyltransferase 3 like. The record is from RefSeq and is a predicted model, not a curated record. Gene Ontology annotation, cellular component: nucleus. Bases 1 to 1269 code for a protein of 422 amino acids. NCBI's taxonomy places the organism in Eukaryota, Metazoa, Chordata, Mammalia, Rodentia, Cricetidae. Gene Ontology annotation, molecular function: DNA binding; DNA (cytosine-5-)-methyltransferase activity, acting on CpG substrates; enzyme activator activity. The transcript has 12 exons. Gene Ontology annotation, biological process: negative regulation of transcription by RNA polymerase II.
AUGGGUUCCCAGGAGAAUUCUUCUUCUUGCCCCAAGGCCCUUGGAACCUGGGACCUGGAGACUCUGGACAGUUCUAGCCCGGACUCUGCCAGCCACCUGGAAGAGCAGUGUUCGAAACCCUCCCUGAGCCUGAAUGAUGAGCACAGCAUGGACGUCGUACUGGAAGACUCCAUGGAGCUACGGUCCUUAACCUCACCUCCACCAGGCAGAGAGAUCAUCAGGUAUGAAGUCACUGUGAACCGACGGAACAUCGAAGACAUCUGCCUCUGUUGUGGAAGUCUCCAGGUGCAUACGCAGCACCCCUUAUUUGAGGGGGGCAUAUGUGCCUCGUGUAAGGACACGUUCCUGGAGACCAUCUUCCUUUAUGAUGAGGAUGGGCACCAGAGCUACUGCUCCAUCUGCUGCUCAGGGCACACCUUGUUCAUCUGUGAGAGCCCCGACUGUACCAGAUGUUACUGUUUCGAGUGUGUGGAUAUCCUGGUGGGCCCCGGGACCUCAGAGCGAAUCAACGCGAUGGCCUGCUGGGUUUGCUUCCUGUGCCUGCCUUUCACUCGGAGCGGGCUGCUGCAGAGGCGAAAAAGGUGGCGUCACCAGCUGAAGGCCUUUCAUGAUCUAGAGGGGGCAAGCCCUCUGGAGAUGUACAAGCCAGUGUCCGCUUGGAAGAGACAGCCAGUGCGGGUACUGAGCCUCUUUGGGAAUAUUGAGAAAGAGCUAGAGAGUUUGGGCUUUUUGGAAAGAGGUUCUGAAGAAGGAAGGCUGAAGUACUUGGAAGAUGUCACGAAUGUUGUGAGGAGAGAUGUGGAGAGAUGGGGUCCCUUUGACCUCGUGUAUGGCUCGACACAGCCCCUAGGUCACUCUUGUGACCGCUGCCCUGGCUGGUACAUGUUCCAAUUCCACCGGAUCCUGCAGUAUGCUCGCCCACACCCAGGGAGUCAGCGGCCUUUCUUCUGGAUGUUUGUGGACAGUCUGCUGCUGACUGAGGAUGACCAAGUCACCACAACCCGCUUCCUCCAGAUAGAGCCUGUGACCCUCCAGAAUAUCCGUGGCAGAGUCCUCCAGAAUGCUGUGCGGGUGUGGAGCAACAUCCCAGGGUUGAAGAGCAAACACUUGGCCCUGACACCAAAGGAGCAACAGUCCUUGGAAGGCCAAGUCAGAACCAAAGCCAAGAUGGCCAGCCAGAAAGAUGACCCCCUGGUGAAGAACUGCCUUCUCCCCCUGAGAGAGUAUUUCAAGUAUUUUUCUCAGAACCCACUUCCUCUUCACAAAUGA